GAUCUUCUUUUUGGAAAGUGCACGUUGUAUUUGCACGGGGUCGAGUCAAAUGAAGCCUUACAACCAUCAAUCCUGGAGUUUUUGAAAGCUGCACUGCCAUACUUCGAUGAGAGGCAGAUAAAUUGGAGAAAUAUCUACAUUCAAUGUGUGAUCAGGACCUUCAUAUACCAAAACAAAGGGGCUGGGUAUACGACAAAUCCCGAAAAAUGGUGCGGCAAGUUACCAAGAGCGAAACAAUAUGAUGCGUUGGACGAAGCAAGAGAUUUAUUUUCUUUCGUUUCUGACAAAGGCCAAAGUGCUGACACACUUUUGCGCUUGCUGGAGUACAAACAACUUUCUGAUCCUGAACGGCCUAAACUUUACUGGUCCCCAGAUUCUUCAGAGAAUCUGGAUCUAUUCACCGAAGGCUUGGCGUCUCCAGAUGAUUUCCGCCAAACGGUUGCUGCAAAACCGGACAAGCUAUCGGAAGACCACGAUAAAGAGCUUUCUCAACACAGCAUAGAAAACAGUGCCGUGUAUCACAAUGACGAUUUCACGCCCUCGAUGCACUCUGAAGUUUUCAGUUUCCUCAAACCCUUAUAUUCCUCUAACGACGAAGAGGAAGAUGGAGUUAGUCAAAAGCGUUCGUCCCUGAAAAGACGGUAUGGUCUCCACAUUCCUGAUGAACCCGAGACUCAUAAAACGCGAAUAAGAAGUUGGGUGUGGAUACGAUUUAACCGACAGUUUCACAGUGGCGAGGCUGAACGAUAUUUGCGCGAGUUGUCGAAUCGCCUGCAUCUGGCCUCACCGAUAACACGUUUCUUUCACGACCGAACCGGAAUAGUCCUUCAUUUCCAAGUACCGAGAGCACCUUUAUAUAAACCCGUGGCCCCAAGCCAUACAGCGAAGGAUUUCUCCCUGUCCCUGACGGUAUUUGCUUCUGUUCUGGGAUUCGUGCUGCUCCUGGGCCUUGUUUACACAAUACAUGCGUGUCAUAAAAUGCGUCAACGCAGGAUCGAGCAAAAGGCCAAUGAAGCAGUGCUUAUUGAUGUGGAACGUGGGCCGAAAAAUCGUCGAACCAUUUCGACUGAUAGCAAGAAGGAAGAUCCACUGAAAAAAUUCAAAAAUUAUUUUUCCCGGAAAUUAUUACCGGAGAAAGGAAGGCAAAAAUCAAACGAAAGGUUAAAUUCAACAAUGGAACAAUCGAAAGGUCAACCGGAAGUUCAAGAUUUCCAGAACCGCUUAACGAGAGACUCCUUCGCGUCAAGCAACCUCUUCUCUCCGGAAGCAAAACAGAAGCAACCGUUUAGAAUGAUACAACACGAUUCGAUCGGAUCACAGCGGAGCAGCACCUCAUCGUGGUCAAGUGAACCGGUUUCGUGUGGGAUCGACCUGACCAUAGGGCACCUCAUUUUGUCGUAUAUGGAAGGGUACCUAGAAGAUGAGGAUAGGCUCACAGCAGACUGGAAUGCUGUUAAUGCCUAUACGGCCGAAGAAGCCACUCCGUGUGUACGUGCACAGAAACCCGAAAAUCUCCUGAGAAACCGCAUCGUUGCGCCACUUCCAUACGAGCAAUCGUGCGUGAAACUUAGAAAUUCAGACAACGACUAUAUCAAUGCCAGUCUACUGUAUGACCACACUCCACGCAAUCCGGUCUACAUUGCCACUCCAACUCCUUUGAUGGAGUCAUUGGCUGACUUCUGGGAGAUGGUGUGGGAACAAAGCAGCGUUGUAAUUGUCUGUCUGGAGCGCACGAACGAACUAAAGCAGCCUGCAGAGCUUACAAGUGCCCCGGAAAUGACGGACGUCUCUUUACAAUACUGGCCAAAUGAAGGUAUCCAAACUUACGGGAGUUUCGAGGUGCAUCUAGUAUCGGAGCAUAGCUCCUGUGAAAACUACAUAGUACGUUCAUUCUACCUGAAGAACUUGGCUACUGGAGAGACGCGCACAGUGACCCAGUUCCACUACCUGACCUGGAUAGACUCGAAUUUAAAGGCGCAAGUCAAACCACUGUUGGAGUUCAGACGCAAGGUCAAUCGUUCUUUUCGCGGCUUGAUGAGUCCCAUCGUCGUCCAUUGUAUUGACGGUUCAGGAAGAACUGGUACAUACAUUCUGCUGGACCUUGUACUAAAUCGUAUAGCGAAAGGCGUAAAGGAGAUCAAUAUUGCUGCUUCACUUGAGCACAUCCGUGACCAACGUCAGGGAAUGGUGCAGAACAAGGAACAGUACGAAUUCGUUUUCAUGGCUGUCGCCAAGGAGGUAGAUGCAAUGUUGAAGGCGAGCGGUCAAAACAGCUGAAUUGUCAUCUCCGUACCCGCGAGACUACCAAAUCCAAAAACCUGAUCAAAUUCAAACAAAACCUGAUGGUGCAAAUAAACCAUGCAUUUCACAU
Messenger RNA from Opisthorchis viverrini, 2371 nucleotides. RefSeq lists its product as hypothetical. The transcript has 15 exons. Gene Ontology annotation, molecular function: protein tyrosine phosphatase activity. The record is from RefSeq and is a predicted model, not a curated record. The annotation marks the transcript as partial. Gene Ontology annotation, biological process: protein dephosphorylation. Gene Ontology annotation, cellular component: secretory granule. NCBI's taxonomy places the organism in Eukaryota, Metazoa, Platyhelminthes, Trematoda, Opisthorchiida, Opisthorchiidae.